ACGGUUUUAUCAUAGUUGACGAUGAACCAUCGGUCACCACCGCCGAAUCUUUUCUUCUGGUCACGCAACCAUUUCACUGCGUGAGGGAGACGCUCAGGUCCUUUCUGGUUCUGGUGCCGGCAGCUUCGUCGGGUUAUCUCUUUUAAAGUGAAUGUGAAAUACACUUCACUUAUGUCUUCCAUACAGGAUCCAUAUUACAUUGUAAAGGAGGAUAUCCAAGAUUUGAUUGAUAAGUUGCAGUUCACUUUUCGCCAAUGGGAAAACAUCUCUGCCAACGGUGAAGAGCACUUUCAUCUUACAAAGGAACUCCUUGAGAAUUGUGAUAGCAUUGAGUGGCAGGUAGGUGAAUUAGAGAAGACAAUUUCUGUUGUGACAAGAGACCCUGCACGGUUUGGCAUCAAUGAAGUGGAGCUUGAAAAACGAAAGAGAUGGACCAGCAUUGCGCGGACUCAGGUGGGAAACGUGAAGAAAGUAUUGUGUGGCAAAGAUGUGAAUGGCGUAAGCAUAUCAAGGAGGAAUGGAGCACACAGAGAACUGAUGAGAAUGCCAAAUUCUCAACGGCUGGAUGGAUCCCAGCAGUACAUUGCUGGAGAGAAUGAUGAUUUCAGCUCUUCAGAAUCAGAUAGACAAAUGCUUCUCAUCAAGCAACAAGAUGAAGAACUGGAUGAGAUGACUGAAAGCGUUCAAAGGAUAGGAGGCGUUGGCCUUACCAUCCGUGAAGAACUCCUAGCUCAGGAUCGGAUUAUAGAUGAAUUGGGUACGGAAACAGAUGACACAGCGAAUCACCUUGAUUUCGUUCAGAAAAGGGUGGAUACUGUGAUGAAGAAGGCUGGGAUAAAGGGGCAGUUGAUGAUGAUAUUGUUUUUGGUUCUUUCACUUAUUGUUUUAUUUGUUUUGGUUUUCUGUACCUAAUAAUGGAUAAAGGACUCUGUAAACCGAAAGGGUGGUGCCUGAUUGGUUUGA
Messenger RNA from Cynara cardunculus var. scolymus (artichoke), 963 nucleotides. Its product is annotated as syntaxin-61-like. The record is from RefSeq and is a predicted model, not a curated record. The transcript has 8 exons. Lineage: Eukaryota; Viridiplantae; Streptophyta; Magnoliopsida; Asterales; Asteraceae. Gene Ontology annotation, cellular component: membrane. The coding region runs from base 172 to 912 and encodes 246 amino acids. Gene Ontology annotation, biological process: Golgi vesicle transport.